AUCAUCAUUUUUCUGAAUUUUUAAAUUUUUGGUUAGGCAUUUGACUCAGGAAUAAGAGCACAUAAUGGCCAAAGCAGCGGGGAAUAAUGGUGUAAACUUAAUGAGAUUAUUGCAAGAAAGAGCAUUGUCCAAGAAGGGAAAGGAAGAGGAAAGGCAGCCGCAAAACGUUCUUGAACAAAAGCAACAACAAGAUACUGAUACUGUUGUUCCUUAUCUUCCUAAAGAUUGUGUCUCAAAUAUCCUUGUUCGACUGCCUAUUGAGUCUCUAAUUCCAAAGUCAAUGUUGGUAUCUGUGUUAUAUGAAGGACAACCAAAUCAUCCAGCCCCCAUUCUUCCGUUUGGGGGAUUGACAUUCAACAGGACAUUAAAAUUCAGUAUCCAGUUUAUUGAAUUUAAAGAGGGAAAUAGCAGGCUAGCAAAGUACAAGAUAAGCUGCUUAGGCAAGAUUAGAGCUUCAUACAAUGGUUUACUUUUGAUGGAUAGUGCAAUGAAGAGAGGAGGUCUUAUGGUUGUGAAUCCUAUCACCAGAAAGUGGAUUUACCUUCCUGUAGGAAGUUUAGUUCCCCCUCAUGCUGAAUCUUAUGGCUUUGCAUACAGUGAUGUUACUGGUGAUUAUAAAGUAGUGCAUUUGUUUCGAGAUGAGUUGGGAUAUAUGAAUUGUGAGAUACUAAAUGUUGGGGCAAAAUACUGGAAAGAAGUGAAUGGACCUGCUUUUGGCCUCUUUGGCUGGCUUGGAUACAUACCUGUUUCAGCUAUCAGAGCUUUGCAUUGGAUUCCUCAGAUUGAUCAUUGUGACUAUUUAGUGUCCUUGGAACUGGGCAACGAGAAAUUUCACAAAGUGCCUCUGCCCAAGAGCUGUAGAACUCAUGACAUGAUUCUGGAAAUGGGCACAUUCCUUUCUUUUGUUGCACAUGAAGAACUAGACAUAGACAUUUGGAUUCUGAAGGGUGUACAUGAUGAGGCCUGGACUAAACACCAUCGUAUCAGAACUAUUGGUUGUGUGCUUCAUAUGGUCCCAAUUUUAAGUUUGAAAAUUGGUGAAGAUAUGAUCUUCACGAGGGAAGAAGAUGGUUCCUUGCAUGCUUAUGACUUCAAACAAGGAUUAAUGAGAAAGGUACAAGGGCAAAUUCCACCAACUUCAUUCCCCCACAUCAACAGCCUCAUCUGGUGGGAAAAAGCUCUGGAUGUGUGUGAUUGAAAACCUUUUCCACAAGUCAAGAAAGUACUGGCAUUAAUCGUCAAAGGUUAUCGCUCCUACACCUUUCUCUUCUUAAUUUCCUGUGCAUUGACUUGUGAAUCUAUCUGGUUAGGUAAGAGUAAUGGUAUAACUAAAGAUGUUACGUGUAUAAAUUUUCGUAUUUGUU
This is a messenger RNA of Rubroshorea leprosula, 1364 nucleotides long. The record is from the annotation of a GenBank genome assembly. NCBI's taxonomy places the organism in Eukaryota, Viridiplantae, Streptophyta, Magnoliopsida, Malvales, Dipterocarpaceae.